AGGAAAAUGCCAAACUAUUACAAAACUGAAAUGUGGGAUUUGGUACAGGAAAAAUUUGACAUUGACCCAUUCGUUGAACCUUGGAUAUCGAGUUCCUUAAGUAGCAAGUGGAGGAAUUUUAAGUCUUCUGUGAAAAGGGAUUGGUUUCAAUGUAAAGAGCGGGACGAAAGGGUAUCUGAUGAUGAUUGGGCAUGGCUAUUACGAUAUUGGAGCACAGACAAAGCUUUGAAAAAGGAAGUGGUGGGCAAGGAAAAUAGGGGCAGAGUGCUAUCAGCACACACCUUGGGUUCCAAAAGCUAUGCUUGCAAGAGAGACGAGAUGGCGGAAUCUAGGCCGGACAAGUCUGAGCCGACUAGAGCCGAGGUUUAUGUUGCUGCUCAUGUGCGCCCGAAUGGGACUCCAUUGAAUGACAAAGUUGCAAAGGUUAUUGAAAGGAUCAACGAAAAGAAAACUCAAAUAGAGCCUUCUCAUCAUGAUAGUCCUGGACCGCAUGACAUACUAUCACAAGCACUAGGAGAGGACAAAUAUCAUCACUCGAGAACAUUUGGAUUAGGUUCAGGUUGGGGCGUGAAGAAUUCUCGUGUGUCAAUAUUAAAGAAAGCAUUAGAGGCUAAAAGAAAUGCAGAAGAGAAUGCGGAAAAGAUGAAAGGAGAGCUGCAGGAGGUGAGAGCGGGACAAGGAAAAAUCAUGACCUUGCUGCAUAAACUUCAUCCAAAUGUGAGCAUUGAUGAAUUGUUAGACUCAACAACACAGGUACGUCUUUUUUUUUUAAUUUAG
Linum tenue is the source of this 777-nucleotide messenger RNA. The record is from the annotation of a GenBank genome assembly. NCBI's taxonomy places the organism in Eukaryota, Viridiplantae, Streptophyta, Magnoliopsida, Malpighiales, Linaceae.